Cyprinus carpio (common carp) is the source of this 1394-nucleotide messenger RNA. Its product is annotated as general transcription factor IIF subunit 2-like. Gene Ontology annotation, biological process: transcription by RNA polymerase II; transcription initiation at RNA polymerase II promoter. The transcript has 10 exons. Bases 152 to 955 code for a protein of 267 amino acids. Gene Ontology annotation, cellular component: transcription factor TFIIF complex. Lineage: Eukaryota; Metazoa; Chordata; Actinopteri; Cypriniformes; Cyprinidae. The record is from RefSeq and is a predicted model, not a curated record.
UUUCUUUUUUUUGUCCUAACAGGCUACCAUACAACCUGCGCUGGCUGUGCUGUUGUUGAUGGUGUGUCAGCUAGCGAGUGUGCAGCGUGGAAGCGGCGUAUUAAAUCCACAUGAAAUAACUAGAAUAUAAAUAUUGAAAGUAUUAACAAACAUGUCAGACAAAGGAGAAGUGGAUUUAACGGGGGCAAAACAGAACACGGGCGUAUGGCUGGUCAAAGUCCCAAAGUAUUUGUCACAGCAAUGGGCCAAAGCAACAGGGAGAGGAGAAGUUGGAAAGCUCCGAAUAUGCAAGAAUCAAGGCAAAGCAGAGGUGUCUUUCACACUCAAUGAGGAGCUGACCACCUUAGACACGAUAGGACAGAAAUCCUCUAUGGUACGAGCCCCUAGAGAGCAUCCAUUCACUCUGCAGACGGUUGGUGGACAGACUCUGGCUGUGUUUACUGAAAACUCUUCAGACAGCUCAUUGGGGCAGUCAGAUCCCGAGGCCGGCGGCUCAGGUACAGGCCCAGAUAAAAUUGCACUGGAAGGAGUGGUGGUGCAGAGAGCUGAAUGCAGACCGGCCGUCAGUGAAAACUACAUGAGGCUGAAGAAACUGCAGAUCGAGGAGUUAUCUAAACCCCUCAGGUUCUCUCAACAGCUCGACAAAGCAGUUACCACCAACUACAAACCUGUAGCUAAUCACGCCUAUAAUCUGGAUUAUGAAAAGAAGAAGAAAGAAGAAGGGAAGAGGGCACGAGCAGAUAAACAGCAAGUGCUGGACAUGCUGUUCUCUGCUUUUGAGAAGCACCAGUAUUAUAACAUAAAGGAUCUGGUGGACAUCACAAAACAGCCUGUGAUUUACCUGAAGGAGAUUCUCCGAGACAUUGGCAUAUACAAUGUCAAAGGCACCCACAAGAACACCUGGGAGCUCAAACCAGAGUACCGACACUACCAGAACGAAGAGAAGAGCGACUGAUCAUUUUCAAAGCCUGUUACCAGUGGCUAUGAAAACUCAAAAAGCCAACUUCCCCAAUAAGUUUAAAAUGUUGUUUCUGGAUCAUUUCUUCAAGGAUGAUUCAGUUGUUUUUACAGGUGUAUCAGAAAACUAUGUGGCAUUUUACAAUGCUAAACAGUUGUAUUAUGCAUAUCAAGGGAUUCCCAUGAAAAAAAAAAAAAAAAAAAAACUAGUGAUAGAGGUAUCUUCAGUCAUCUGACAUGAAAAGAACUUAGAAUCUUCUCAUCUAAAUGUUGUGUAUUAAAAGGGUGAAGUGUUUUUUUUUUUUUUAAGAAUACUGAUAGAUUAAUGGUAAACAGUUGUUUUAUUCAGAUUUAGUUUUGUGAUUGAAACACUUAUUUUAUAUGGUAUUUCAUGUUCUUAAAUGCUCUUGAAAUAAAGGUUUUUGUACAAAAAAAAA